GGUUUAUAGAAGUAGGGUUAGACUCUUUUCAUAUUGUCACAAAACCGAAAUAAUAUAACAAGAAUGAGGAAAGAGGAAAUCUUUGAUUUCACAAUAUGCAAGACAAGCCCCAGGCAAGUGAGUUUAUUCCCCCACACUUUAUCCUUUUUUAAUUAUUAUUGUAUUCUGGUAAGUGGGUAGUUAUAUUUAUUCAUCAUAUAUAAGAUGCUUAUUGUAGGUCUUACAGGAGGAAUAGCUAGUGGGAAAUCAACCGUGUCCAGGACCUUGCAGGACAAGCACCAUUUGAUUGUGGUGGAUGCAGACCAGAUUGCCAAAGAUGUGGUCCAACCGGGCAAACCAGCGUACAAUCAAGUGGUCAACACAUUCAAGGACCAGGUACCAGACAUAGUGGACGAGGAAACUAAAGCACUAAACCGGGCUGCCUUGGGACGAGCUGUUUUCGGAAACAAAGACAAUUUAAAGAAAUUGAAUUCAAUCGUUCAUCCAGCAGUUAAAAAGGAAAUUGGAUGGCAAAUAAUUAAGGCAUUUUUCCAAUUCCAGAAGUUGGUAAUCCUUGAUGUGCCAUUAUUGUUUGAAGCAGGUUUAAACGUUGUUUGUGGUAAGAUUAUCACGGUGUCCUGUGAUCCGUCCAUUCAACUAGAAAGACUUCUUUUGAGAAACCCCGAAUUAUCUCAACAAGAUGCUGAAAAGAGAAUUUCAAGUCAAACAUCUAAUGCUGAACGUAAUUUACGCUCUGAUAUCGUUUUAAAUAAUGAUGGCUCUUUACAAGAUCUUCAAGAUGCAAUUGAAGUAGGAUUAACAGAAAUCAUGCCUAGUAUUUUCUGGACUAUUGUGAAUUUCAUUCCUGGCGUUUGCGUAUUGACCAGCGCAUACACGUUUGCUACAAGAGCCACUAUAGAUACCUAUAAACGGUCUAAACUAAGAAAGGAGAGCUAAUCAAACAAUAAGUAAUUCUCUGAAUUCACUUUUAUAUUUAUUUAGAUAUAAAGGACUAUA
Molecule: messenger RNA, 996 nt
Organism: [Candida] anglica
Lineage: Eukaryota; Fungi; Ascomycota; Pichiomycetes; Serinales; Debaryomycetaceae
Source: the annotation of a GenBank genome assembly